This is a messenger RNA of Rhopilema esculentum, 1146 nucleotides long. RefSeq lists its product as uncharacterized. NCBI's taxonomy places the organism in Eukaryota, Metazoa, Cnidaria, Scyphozoa, Rhizostomeae, Rhizostomatidae. Gene Ontology annotation, cellular component: membrane. The record is from RefSeq and is a predicted model, not a curated record.
CAUUCUCAUGAAGAGAAGAUAAAGUCACGGAUCUGUGACAAAGUUUUCAUUCAUAAUUUUCGAAGAAACUCGCACCGUGUUGCUGUCAGAGAAAGAAGCAAUGCUGAAGCUUUUUUUACUGUUCCUAUGCACCGGUGCCCUUUGUAUCACCGUUGAAGCGCAAGGGUGUCGUGAUCGUCAUGAAAACUGCUACUUUUGGUAUCUGGCAGGCUAUUGCCACAAUGUCAUGCAUGCGAAUGCCAUGAUGUCAGUUUGCCCAAAAUCUUGCGAUUUAUGCUCACCCACAGGCAUCUUCUCUUUUCGGAGGAAUCUAGCAUGCGUUGAUAAGGAAUCAAGCUGCCCUAGUUACAGAGAUGCUGGAUACUGUGACCGAUACCGUGAUUGGAUGCGGACGAAUUGUGCACGAUCUUGCGGCCUCUGUCCAACCCAGGCGCCAGCUACAGGCUGUCAAGAUUUGAACAACUAUUGCUCGACUUGGAAGCAAUACUGUGACUCAAACAGUAUUUAUUGGCCGUACAUGACAAAGAACUGCAGGAAGACUUGCAACUUAUGCACAGAUGGUGGCACUGGUGGAGGUGGUUCAGGUGGCACUCAAGGCAAGAAAGAAUAUGAAUGUGAUUUUGAAACGGAUUUCUGCGUAUGGGCCAAUCAGCCUAUUGAUGAUGCAGCCAACUGGGUUAUCGGCGUUGCAAGUGGUGGACCAUCUUCAGGUGCCAAUGGAUCAGCAAGUUACGCCUAUGUCGACUCGACUGUGAACAACUACAAUGCAAAAUUGAUUCUCCCAUGGGAACUAGUGCUGCCAGCUGACAAAAUGUACAUCGGUGCAAUGUGUCUUCAUUUCAGCUUCCAAACAGGAAAUGGUGGAAGCAUAAAAAUUGUCGAAGAUAUUUACCCAAGUACAAGCAGCAAGACUCCAGGCCAAAAUGUCAAAGCUACACUUCAGGGAAGUGGAACUUGGGUCAAUGGAAAAGUUCUUGUGCAGGUUGAUGACAAAAGACAGCUGUCGAUCGAUGGAAUUGUUGGUUCAUCAGGAAGAAUAGUCAUCGACAAUGUUUAUUUUGUUAAAGGAAAUUGUUGAAAAAGGUUCUUGUGCGAAAUAUGAAUUCAAGAAAUAUGUUGGUUUUAAUAAGAAAUUGCUUUAUCAAA